AUGGAACAGGACAGUAGUGAAAUAGUUCCAAGAGGCGCCAAGGAGAAAAUGAUGGAUCACUGUUUGAUGACACGCUGGUUAAAGAAAGCAUCGGGCAUGCGCAGAUUUCGCUGCUUCAUCUCAUCAACUGUCGGAGAGAACUCUGUGCAGUUUUGGUUGGAUACGGAAAGGUUCCGCAGAGCAGCGAACCAAGGGGAAGAGAAAUGGGCACUAUUCUAUCGGAGGAUGGAAACCAAGUAUUUUAAGAGUCGCAACGUCAAGUUACCUCCAACUGCACAAAUGACCCCUCUUCAGUUAUACCAAUCAAGUCUAAGUAGUUCUACGGAUACAGAAAUGACUGAUGAAAGCGUAACACUACAGAAGGUGACUCGGGAUACUUGCCUUGCUAUUCAGGGUUUCAUUCUCAAAUCUCUACAGAACUAUUGGGUUCCAAGGUACCUCAUCCACUGCAAACAACAUUUUGCAAAGUUCUCUCAGACAACUGCAUUCCAGGUUUACCGACCAAACUGCUAUGCUAUACGAGUUCGUAGCUUAUCUGAGAUCACAAGCGAUGAUGAAGGCGAUGUGAAAGGAGGGAUACCAUCCGACGUUCGCUCCCAUCACAGCAUCCGUAAACUCCAGCUUCUGAAACAGAGUCUCGGAAAUCUCAUGUCCAUGUUCAGCUCCAACCAAGUCAGAAGGCCAAAGUUUCUGAACGUAGAGGACACCGGCGAGAUGGUGCGCUCGGGAACUGCUGGAAUUUCAGCCGACAGAGAGGAGGAGGAGGAAUGCGGAGACGUGACGUUUAAAGGACAUGACUGGUUGACCGACGAAUUCCCACUGCCAGCUAUAUCGGAAGAAAGUGCAAGUUACGGACGAGGUCGCAGUGCAUCACCAACUAAAGCCACUCCGAGUAUCUCGGCAUCAAUCAUUUCAAGUUCAUCCACCGUUGGUAGCAUGGAAAGUGAUUCGGGUGAAAAGCAGGAAACAUCGCCUCUCUCUAGUGAGAAAGCAUCCAAAAUGUCCAAGCAUUCCUCCCGCCGAUCUUCAGCAUGUCGCAGUGCAUCUCCUCGAAGAAGUGCUGUGACCAGUGAUGACAUGGAUUUUCAAAGACCACCAUCCCACAGGAGAUCAUCAUCUGGUAGUUCAAGAAGGGGAUCAGCAAGAAGAGGGUCCUCAAGACGUGGAUCAUCAAGGCUUAGAUCGGCAAGAGAAGAAGAGAGCAAACACGACUCUUCGGAUGAGCAAGCGUCAUCUUCUAGCAGUAGUGAAGAGUCGGAUGAAGGUCAAAUAAAGACCCCCGAAUCAAAGACUCCAGGUACAAUGGACAAAGCAUUUAAACUAACCAUUUCAUCAACAGGAUCAGAGCCUGACGUAACUGAUUCAACAGAUGUUACUGACACUGGCAGAACGACACUGUCAGGUGAAAUGCCGUCAGUCAAGGAUGAACAUAAACCCGAUAAAGAAGAGGUUAAACAUCGUGGUACAAUUGCUGAUCUAAAUAAGUAUCGAAGAAACUCCGAUACAUCAAGAUCAUCUAGCAGAGACUCGAGCUCAACCUCUGUUGGACAGGCUUCUGUAUCAUCGGGUUCGAUGAUUUCUCUAUCAAAACGUCGCAUGUCAGUGCCAGCCACAGGUACAGUUCCACGUCCACCUGGAAUGCCAAAGCAUCCCGGUGCCCGUCGACCGAGAUCGCAAUCCGUCGAAUUCCGUCUCGGAGACUUUUCACUGUUCAUUGACAAAGCGGAAAAGGAUUCUUCUAAGAAGAAAGAGACUAAAACAGGCUCAGAUAAAGAUAUCAAGCUUGAAGCUGAUCUGAAUGCUUUGAAAGCUCUACAGAAAGAACGAGAGAAGAGGAAGAGACAACGUUUAAGGCAACUGAAAGCUUUGAAGAGAAAAAGGGCAAAACAAAAGCAAGAAAGCUCAAGUGAAAGUGAAGUUCCUGAUCUUGAUUGUUUACAGGAUCGCAAUGAUGACCUAGUCAGCACUCUCAAAAGACUGGCGAUGAGAAGAAGAGGAACAGUGUCACCACUUGCGAACAUUAAUAAAACAGCUCUCAAGAAGCUUGAGCAGAUGCACUCAAUAUCCCUGAGUGAAAAUGAAAGGCACAAGGAAUUCACUAAAAAGGAACGAAUGGUCAAUAGACAAAUAAAGCGAAUUGAGUAUGCUCUUCUUCCAUUUGAAGAAAAACUUCUUGAAGAUGACAGAAGGUUGAUGCUUGUUUCAAAUCUUCCAGAGGCACUCGAGGUAAUGGAAGAAGGAGUCGAUAGUAUUGAAUCCCUGGUUCCAAGACGCACAGAUACGCUUCCAGCUAUAAAAAUUCAACAGACAAAUGCUGCAAAUAUUACCAAACCUCGGUUUUCUAGUUAUAACUUGGGAGAAGCCAAUUUCCGCUCGAAGAAUAGGCAACUGAUGAGUGCUGUCCUAUCUGACCGGUUUGCUGGCUGGCCGUGGAUGAAAUUUUUGGUCCGAUACAGCUAUUCGAAGGAGCAGUGGUAUCUGAGGUUCUUUCACGCUGUUCAAGAAUAUUUAGACGCUGGCCAUCGCAUUGCUGGAGUACAACAAGACUCGAGGCGGCAGAGACUGGCCAGUAACCUCAUCACUAACUUUCUCCAUUCAACACGUGAUGGCAAAGUAAACAUUGGUCGUCUGCUAACGGCGGAGCUGAAAAAUCAACUUGGCGCCAAUAACGGUGACGAACUCUUGAUCCAUGCGCAGGAUCUUGCGUGUGAUGCUCUGCGGGAGGUAUGGGCAGUAUUUCAAAAACACGACCUGGACAGUUUCAUCAGUAGGACGAGUGAACGGAAGAAUGCACAACAGCGUGCCUUUCCACUCUAUACCAGCCCGACUCUUAACUUGAUGACCAAUCGCACGGUAAAAGCAGCCCCUCAGGACAUCCCCGGGAACGCUGCCCCCAAGACCCUAUCACAGGUACUCGCCGAUGCUCGCAAGACCAGCUCGAAGGAGAACAUCGAUGGUACGGCAUCAUCUACCAAGGUACAGGAAAGCGGUGAUCAGACCAAUUCGGUAGCCCCAUACAGGAUGAUGAGAGCAGUAAAGGUCUGUUUAGAGUUCCCUUUUGCAGGUUUGACAGAUGCUGACGUCAGUGACCCUAGUGACCCAGAUGAAGAGUCUGACGAUGAAGGGAGUGUACGCAGAAAGACCAUGAUAGUCCUGAGAAAACGUAAGAUCAAGAGUCCACCGCCGAGUGAGCGGUUCAAGGCAGGCAAGGAUGACACCCGCAAACGGACAGGUGCUCAGUCACGAGCUAAGAGAAGUAGUCAAGGUUACGAAUCGCCUCGCACAGCAGAAAGAGAUCAAGAAACGGCAAAGACUGGUGUAUGCCGAGCCAUUAGAAAAGGCGGCAAAACAAUCCCUCGACCUUCAAGACCAAGGAGCUUCAUGGAGGUACUCCACGAUCAGAGCCACUUUGAGUUCUUCCGUCGUUUCCUCCAAGUGGAGGUCGGUAACGAACUCCCUCUCUCCUUCUGGCAAUCGGUGGAGCAGAUCCGUAUGGGCAAUGUCCGUGAUCCGAAAGUUCGUCAGGCCAAGGCUCAAGCAGUUGUCAAGAAGUAUUUCAAUAAAUCCACGAACUUUGGUGCUGAUCUUAAUACAGAUGCUGAUAUAAUCGCUGAUAUUCCAAACAUGGAGAAAGUCACGCCUCAAAUGUUGAUGUCAGCACAGACCUGCGUGGCAAAGAGCAUGGAAAUGAAAUGGUAUGGGGAAUAUAAAGAAUCGUAUACCGAUGAGUCGAGUGAUGUUGCCAGUGAAGCCCCUGCACAAGUACAGUUUGGCCAAGAAGGGAGAACGAGAUACCUGUGGAACAUAUUCAUUUCUAAUGUGUGUCAAUUCAGACGAGGCCUUAUGACACCUUGGCUUUUAUCACUCUUUAAAGAUUACCUUGGUAAAGAGGUCCAGAGAGAAGUGGAAAAACAGAAAGCCACUGGUGUAGUCAGCAAGAGGAUUAUUGGCGGGAAGAUUGUCAUCGUCGACAAACUACAAAAUGAUCUCUGCUUCUGGGCUGAAGUGGAAAGAUUCAAGCAACUAGCCGACAAUGCUGCCCGUGCUGCGGCAGCCGGUACCUACACCAUCGAGGAUGAAGAAUACGUUCAGAAGAAAGCUAAUGCCAUCAUUGACGUCUUCCUUGACUCGUUCGUACCACCGAGGGUGCAGAUAAACGUCCCCCAAGAGAUUGCUGAUGACAUUAUUGAUAUUAGUCAACAUGGAAUAGUUGAACGUGGUUUGUUUCACGAUGCCGCUAUCCAUACAUUUACAGUACUCCUCUACUGUUGGAAAAAAUUUACCAAGGAAAGAUUGGCUUACAAGUCUUCCCCUUCGUCGGUUGUGGAGGCCACCAUCUCAGUACCCGCUCAACCCAAGAUCCAUGAAUACCUCGCCCCAGGAGAAUUCGGCCCUCCCAGAGUAGCGCCUCCACCAAAGAAGAAACUCAAGAAGAAGAGGAAAUCCUCCACGCCUAAAGUUUGUGGUGUCAAGAUCAAGACAAUCAUUGGAACUUCCAGUGAGGACAAUCCCCGGAUGUAUUACACCAUCGAGCAUGGGGUACAGCUCAUCCUUCCUCCUAAACCACAACCAGAGCAUGAAUCUAAGGACCGGUAUCGUAAUCUCAUGCAGACCCUCAUCAAUUCUGGUCAUGAAGAGAGUCUCUUACAGCUCUUCCAGCAACCCGCUGCUCUCGGCCUGGGACUGGCGCAACAAAGGAGGCUAAGUCGUACACUCGCCAUGCAGUUUCCAGCUUUGCUAAAACAAAACGCCCAGUGAAGUUUGGUUCUAGAUUUAUAGGCAAAUGCUGUUUGAAUUACGUUCUAGUCCACUAUUGAAAAUGAUUAGCUCUACAGAAAACAAUUAAUUAGAGGAAAAUAUCACAACAUUUUACUAGUAAAAUGGCAGGAACAUGGGAAUAAGCCAAAUUAUAUCCUGUAGGCCUCUCAUGAUUAAUGAUAGCAGUUUCGAAAUUUAAGUUCUAAUGUCAUUGAUUAGCUUGAUAAUUGAUGAUUAAUUUUGUAUAAUGUACUACAU
Messenger RNA from Lytechinus variegatus (green sea urchin), 5016 nucleotides. RefSeq lists its product as uncharacterized. The coding region runs from base 1 to 4758 and encodes 1585 amino acids. Lineage: Eukaryota; Metazoa; Echinodermata; Echinoidea; Temnopleuroida; Toxopneustidae. The transcript is spliced from 18 exons. The record is from RefSeq and is a predicted model, not a curated record.